Messenger RNA from Tachysurus vachellii, 4280 nucleotides. RefSeq names its product anoctamin 10b (gene ano10b). Gene Ontology annotation, cellular component: plasma membrane. Gene Ontology annotation, molecular function: chloride channel activity. The record is from RefSeq and is a predicted model, not a curated record. Gene Ontology annotation, biological process: chloride transmembrane transport. The coding region runs from base 292 to 2361 and encodes 689 amino acids. The transcript has 13 exons. Lineage: Eukaryota; Metazoa; Chordata; Actinopteri; Siluriformes; Bagridae.
GGGAGGAGAAGUUCAACGGCAUUCCUACUGUCAACAAUCCUGCUGCUGCUGCUGUUACCGCUAACAGUGAUCGGGUUUAGGUUCAGGAGAAAAACUGCACAUUUCUGUAUUAGUGAGUUACAGGUAGAUGUUUAGAGUGCAAGCUCAGUGUGGAGUGUGUUGGAGUUCGUCUGCUUCCAUGUUUGUUUUCAGAAAACAGUAGGAAGGUGGAGUUGUGUGUGAUCAAAUAAAACAACACCAGACAUCCAAGAGGAGUGUCAAGUGAAAGCAGCGUCCCACAAGAACGUCAGGAUGACUUCUCCAAAGCAGCAGCAGGACAGCGUCUCCAGCUUGGCAGAGGCAAUAUCCCCUGAGUCCUGGUCCAAAGUUGGCUGUCCAUGUUGCGUGUCGCCUGAAGUCGAGCCUCUGGUUCUGAUUCAACUGGCUGAGAACACGGAGUCCAACACCAAGCAGUGGAUCAUGUCCAUGAUCUCAGCACAUAAUACUGCAGGAGGGGCACACCUACUUGUACACCCCGGCGAAGAUGCCAGCUGGAGUCGAAUUGUGGUUGCGGCACCUCGCUGUACCUUACUCAGGGCCACAGAAGACCUGGGACUCUGCAAAGCUGACAAAGAGGGAAAUAUGAUCUUGUUUUCCUUUCAUGAUCAGGACAACUUCAGUAACAUCAAUGACAUGAAGAAGUUCCUGACUCUGGCUGAGAGACAGUACAUCGUCCAACACCAGCUGGAGUCCAUGAGAGCAGUGAAAGACCAGCGCAUCCCCGGAAUACAUGGAGACAAAGGCAUCCUGAGAUGCAGACAGAACAUAUUUCAGAAGCUGCAGAAAACAGGUGUGAUUCAGGAUGUUUUCCCCUUGUGCGAUGAGAAGAAGCUACAUGCUCUUAGCAAAGACUGGUAUCUACAGAAGCGUUUGUGGGGACAGCCUUUAGACACCGUUCAUGCUUACUUCGGCAGCUCCAUUGCUUUCUACUUCAGCUUUUUAGACUUCUACACAUGGGCACUGGUACCUCCAGCGUUUCUGGGACUCUUCAUAAUCUUCUUUCUUCCUGGAGCUCCGCCCACCGAUGAACCUAUAGCACAUAAUUCAACCCCUGGUCCGGGAUCCUUGGAUGCUGAUGACGGCCGUCUGUCUGUGAGUGCGUACAUGGUGCAGGCUGUGUUCAGUAUGAUCUGGUCAACCGUGUUCAUGGAGCUAUGGAAGAGACGAAGUGCUGCGCUGUCAUACUCUUGGGGCACACUGUCACUAACUGAGCAGUUUCAGGAACCGCGGCCUGGUUUCCAGGGUGAGGUGGGAAUCAAUCCUGUGACGGGUAGAACAGAGCCACUCUUCCCUGAUUUAAAAAGGCAGAUGCGGGUGGGUCUGGUCUCUGUGCCCGUAGUGCUACUUUUCCUUGGACUCGUUGUCCUCGGCAUGAUGGGAUUUUAUUACAUCGAAAACGUCAUGGCUUCAGUUCACAAAGCUUCUGGAUCCCUUAUAACAGCCACAUUGUCCUACCUGCCCUCCAUCAUCCACAUUGUCUACACCAACAUGCUGGGGAAUGCCUACCGCACAGUUGCACUGCAGCUCACCGAGUGGGAGAACCACAGAGAAGAAUCAGCUUUUCAGUAUCAUCACACCACUAAAGUUCUGGUGUUCACCUUUUUUAACAACUUUGCUGUGCUGUUCCACAUUGCCAUCUUCAAACAGGACCUCUUCCUACUACACAAGAGGCUGUCGUCGUUGCUGAUCUUGUCUCAAGUAGUAAACCAGUUCACAGAGGUGGUGGUGCCGUUUGUUGUAGAUCGUUUCUACAGUUCUUCACACAAAGAGCUGAAGGAGGACGACCCAGCCGCUGAUCACAUGCAGGCUGAAGGCAGUCUGCCCCCGUUUCCUGGACUGUUUCUGGAGUACAUUGAGCUGCUGGUGCAGUUUGGUUACCUGAGUCUGUUCUCCUGUGUGUAUCCACCCACGGCUGUGCUUCUACUAAUUAACAACAUCACAGAGAUCCGCGGGGACGCCUACAAGAUCUGCCGCCUCUUCCGAAAGCCAUUUUCUCCACCCGAGUCCGGCAUUGGCGUGUGGCAGACAGCAUUCGAGGUGCUGUCAUUUCUCUCAGUCAUAUCGAACUGUUGGCUGCUGUUUUUAGCUCCACGGAUAAAAGCGUUCACUCAGGAUGCUGGACUAAGCCCGAGCCUUGUGCUGAUAUUCUUCAUCAUGGUGGAGCACGUCCUGAUUAUAGUGAAAAUGAUUCUAGCCUUUAUUAUUCCUGACGAACCAGACUGGGUCAGAAUCAGGAAGGAAAAGAUCGAAUAUUGCAGCAUGCUGGCCCUCAAAGAGCAGAAGGUGAGGCAUUCCCAGACCGAUGCUCUGCCUCGCUCGUAACCCUGAGAUGGCGGAAAGCAGACACAGAGGUGUGGCGUCGACCAGCUAGUUCACUACACCGUGGUUUCUUUAAUGAUUUAAAGCACUUUGCUGUUGCACCGUCAGGUAUUGAGGUGCCAAAUGGUGCCUUGUGGGAAAUAAAGGACUGCUGUAGUAUAGAAAAAAGGCUUUUUAAAGGAACGUGGUAUAUAAAAUACAGAGCAGGACAUAGACGUUAGUGAGCUAAAUAAGGCAAUUAAAGGCAUGUUCUAAAGUUAAUCAGCUUGCUCACUAACCCAUAGGUCUGUGUGCAGAGCAUGCAUUAAAUAUGCCUAGGUGGGGUGUUUUAAAUAUUUAAAAAUAUAUCUUAUAUUACAAAAUGGCACAUAUGUAAGGCAUCACGACGGCGACACUAAACGGCAGACAAAUCGCAUUAUGAAGUACGUUCAUAAAUAUAUUAUACGUUGCGUCUCAAAUCACAUCCUACGACCUCAUACAUAACAAGUCUUUAGUGUUCUUUAGCAUAUAGAAUAUCCUUUAAAACGAGUGGUUCGUUAAAUGACAUUAAAUUGCAGGUGAUGUUAAUAAAAACAGCCUGACACUUUCAUUUAUCUGCAAAUUCUUCCGCUGACAUUAGAGUCUGUUAUCUGUAUCCAGCACCUGCAGAUCUGUUUUGUGCUACAUGAUAAGGUAGGUUCAUGUAAAAUACAUGCAUUACUUUUCAUCUCUUUUUUCAGUAAUAAUACAGUCCAGAAUCUGAGUUUGCUGCACUCAAUUUAUUUUUUUUGCACUUGGGCUACGUUUAGACUUGGCAUUAAAACACGAUCCCUGUAAUAAAGCGUCUCGGACCAAUCAGGACAUGUCACAUUUGCAUUCAUCAACAUCACGUAGCUUCUAUAUCUAGAUAUCUGAUCAGAUCUCUCUUUCCCACGCAAUAUUUAAAUAAGUCUGCAGAUCAAAGACGGUUCUGCAAAACUGACCUGAAGUGGUGGAGUUUCUUUGAAAACAUUUCAGAGAGAUUUCGUGAGAGAUUUUACAAAUCUUGUGAAAUGAGAAGGAGGAGGUUUUAAAUGUUACUAACGUCUCACGCUAUCGUCUCACGCUAACAUCUCAUGCUAACGUCUCACGCUAACAUCUGGAUCUGGGAUCGUUGCCGGCCGUGGUGGGAAAAGUCUACAGGAAUGAACGGUUCUGGAACUUUCUGGUACAUUAUAGCGUUAUAUUAUAGCGUUAUGUAUAAGCUACAUGCAUAAACAUAUCGUCAGCUACUGAUUUAUUUCUGUUGCUACUUGGAAGCAUAGCUUGAAUGCUCACGUCGCUCCUCAAAGAUAUAAAUAUGUGAGUCUCACACCCGCUUGUCCAUUAUCUUUCUGACAGUUCGGGAGAGAGGAUGGGAAUAAAAGAAAGCGUGCAGGGUUUUGUGUGAUGUCGAGCUGUGAACGCAGACACGGCGGCUGGGUUGUGUUGACGUUAUACUAAGAUCCAAUCGCAAUGAGUUCGACUACCUCGAAUCAGGACACGUCGGACAUUUGCACUCGUCUUGACUAUGCGUAUGUGGACGACAUCCAGAGCACUCGGGUCGCAUUUUAAUGCCAAGUGUAAACUCAGCCAUAGUUAAUCUAGAGCAGUACAUAAACAUGUGAUUUGAGACACAACACUCUUUGCACUUCAGCCUUUUUGCACCUUUAUCAUCUAGCAGCCAAAGAUUUUAGCUUGCAGCAAUAUUUACCUAUAUAUGGUGUGUAGUUUCCAGUUGAUGCCUUUCUGAAUUUAUCCAGCCACAUCUGAGUGAUGCUUUAUUGUCCAGCUAAAAGAACCAAAGAGUGAGAAUAAUACUCACCAAAAUGUUGUGCACUGUACUGAUAAUGAUGAAAAAAAAAAGAUACACAGACAUUCAUUUGUUUACUCCGUUUUAAUAAAUAAAUACAAAAAUAAAUUAA